This is a messenger RNA of Onychostruthus taczanowskii (white-rumped snowfinch), 5393 nucleotides long. It is a transcript of the gene MAP4, whose product is annotated as microtubule associated protein 4. Lineage: Eukaryota; Metazoa; Chordata; Aves; Passeriformes; Passeridae. Gene Ontology annotation, cellular component: neuron projection. Gene Ontology annotation, biological process: neuron projection development; microtubule cytoskeleton organization. Gene Ontology annotation, molecular function: microtubule binding. The coding region runs from base 196 to 3648 and encodes 1150 amino acids. The record is from RefSeq and is a predicted model, not a curated record. The transcript is spliced from 23 exons.
CAGCAGGGUAGUGCGCUCGGCGCGCGGCCAGCGCGGCUCCGCUCCCCGCUCCUCCUCCCGCCGGGCCCGCAGGGGACAGCGACACUCGCCAGGCGCCUCCGUCCCGGCGCUGCCCCGCGCCCCCGCCGCUCGAUAAGCAGCUCCUGAGGACUGAAGUACCUGCCCAGGGAACACCUGCUCCUGAGGUGCUCAGGCAUGGCUGACCUGGACCACACCCUGAGCCUGGCCGACGCUCUGACGGAGCCGCCGCCCGACGUGGAGCCAGAGGUGAAGAGGGACUUCAUCGCCUCGCUGGAGGCCGAGAAGUUCGACGACGUGGUGGGGGAGACCGUGGACAAGACAGACUACGUGCCCCUGCUGGAUGACGAGGACGAGGCCAGGCCUGGCAGCCAGGAGCCCAAAAGCAAAGGCCACGUGGACGGAAUUGCCGUGGAACAUUCCUCAGCCUCGGGGACGAUGGUGGUGGAGAACGGUGACCACGGGCUGCAGGACCACCACACAGUAUUCCCAGGAGAAAUCAUGGAUGAGAAGAUGUCCUACAAAGAGUUCCUGGAUCGCAACGACUCCUGGUCAGCAGAGGAGAGGGACCUGUGCUUCAAACCCAUGGACAUGGCUGACCCCUUCAGCCUGCACAGAGGGGACAACCUGCCGGAGCUGUCCUUCCCCACGGACAUGAAGAACGCGCCGCUGUUCCCAGGCCAUGCCGAUGCUGCCAGGGACAUCCUCGCUCCACAUGGAUCCAUGAUGGCACCUGAACAACCUUUCCUGGGGUCCCUGUAUUCCCCUGCAGAGGCUCUGGACCCGUCAGCCUUCAUCGGCCUUGAGUCAGGCACAGAAUUCCUGACAGGAAAAGCAGUCCCUGAAGAAUACUGGAUGGGAGCUCAGCAGGACAUGAAGGGACCAGAUACCUCUUUCUUUGUUGAGCCACCAGUGCCCCCCGCAGCCACAGAAGCCAUAAGGACGAGCCUGCCCGAGAGCCCCACGGCAGCAGCAGCCCCUGGGAACGUUCCUGCUGCAGCCCCAGCACUGCCAGGAGAGGCUGCAGCCACCAAGGGACCAAAGGCUGCAGCUCCAGGUGCAGCCUCCGUUCCCGCCGCCGACGCCGCGUCCCUUCCCGCAGAGAAAGCUGGAGACACCAAACCUCCCCAGAGUCCUGCAGCAGCCAGCCCUUUCCAGGAUGGAGGCUUUUCUCCUGCACCUGAAGCCAACCCUGCCAAAGGUGUCAAUGACACAUCCACCCCAGGGACAGAGCUCGGCUUCGCCCCGGCAGCAGAUGCUGGAUCCCGCCAUGGGGUGGAGUUGGGGUUUUCUCCAGCAGCAGGUGUGGAGUCCCACCAAGCCAUGGAUCUGGGAUUUGGCCCAGCAGCAGGUAUGGAGGCCCACCAAGCCAUGGAUUUUGGAUUUUCCCCAGCAGCAGGUGUGGAGUCCCAGCAGAACAUGGAUUUGGGGUUUGCUCCAGCAGCAGGUGUGGAAUCUCACCAGAACAUGGAUUUGGGAUUUGCUCCAGCAGCAGAUGUGGAAUCUCACCAGAACAUGGAUUUGGGAUUUGCUCCAGCAGCAGGUGUGGAGUCCCACCAGACCAUGGAUUUGGGGUUUGCCCCGGCAGCAGAUGCGGAACCUCACCAUACCUUGGAUUUGGGAUUUGCUCCAGCAGCAGAUAACAAAGCUCAGCACGUUAUGGGCUCUGAGUUUUCUUCAGCAGCAGAAGUCAACCAUCACCAUGGCCUGGAUUCUGGCUUUGCUCCUGCAGCUCCAGCCAAGCCUGUCCCUGCUGUGGACGGUGGGAACGUGGAGGCUCAGCCUGGCCCUGCAGCUGCCCCCAGCCUUGCUGUGCCUGGGGAGCUGCUGACAUCUGAGGCUGCCCUUCAGCAGGACAAGUGUCCUGCAGAAGCAGCAGCAAAGGUGGAGGCGGAAUCCAAAGCCCCAGAAGUUUGUGUGGAUCACUCAGAGGAGAUGAAGGACAGGAAACCUCCCCCGAGCCCCCGGGAGGAGGAAAUUCCCGGGAAAACCAAGCAGCCCCCGGAGGCAGCAGCUGAAGCAAAAGGAGCACUAGAAAACAAAGAGCUUCCAGAAAAAUCUGCUCCUGCUGAGAAUGGUGAGACACAGAAGGAGGAGGCUGAGCACAACCACGUCCAACAUGCAGAACCUCAGGAAGGGAAAGCCCUGCAGGAGCCCACAGCCAAGGCAGAGGAGCCCAAAGCAGCCGAGGCCGUGAGUGGCAACGACAUCACAGCUCCUCCCAACAAGGAGCUGCCCCCCAGCCCCGAGAAGAAGAGCAAGCCUGCUGCAUCCUCCUCCACUGCCAAGGCGGCGGCGGCGAAGGCCAAGCCCUCGGCCAGCACCAGCCCCAAGCGGCCGAGCUCGGCCACCCCGGGCACAAACAAAAAGCCCACGAGCCCAACUGCAGCUCCUGCUCCAGGCACCACCUCCAAACGCCCCGGCACCAGCAGCACCCGUCCCUCCACCCUAACUCCAAAAGAGACUAAACCAAAGGUCGCGGAUGCGAAGCCCGCGGAGAAGAGAACCUCCCUGUCCAAGCCUGCAUCCUCCACCACUCCCAAAACUCCUUCCAGGAGCUCCUCUGCUGCUCCCCGGACCACGGCACCGUCGCCGGUGACGGCAGCGGCCGCUGCCAAAACCACGGCGGCCACUCCUCCCAAGAGGCCAACGUCCAUCAAGACAGACACGAAGCCGGCAGAUGCCAAGAAACCCCCUGCAAAGUCUCCCUCAGCAGAUUCCAGCCGCCCCAAGAGCGCUCCCGGCGGUGCCACCAAGAGCAGCGCCACCACUCCUUCCACCGCGGCCUCCAGCGUGCCCGGCGCGGCCACCAGCCGGCCCAAGCCCAAAGCCACGGCUCCCAAAGCCGCCACGGCCUCCACGGUGUCGGCAGACGCCAAGAAAGCCCCGGCCAAGGCCGCGGGCAGCAAAGGCAGCGCCGGAGCCGCUCCCCGGGCGCCGCGCCCCGCCAGCGCCGCCGGGCCCGACCUGCGCCACGUCCGCUCCAAGAUCGGCUCCACCGACAACAUCAAGCACCAGCCCGGCGGGGGCAAGGGGAAGGUAGAGAAAAGGCCAGAGUCAGCCGCCGCCGCGCCCAGCUCUGAGCCCAGCGCGGGCACUAAAGUGGCUCCUAAAGUGGCAGCAAAAGAGGGGGUCCCCAAACAGCCCAAUGGGAAAGUCCAGAUAGUCUCCAAAAAAGCGAACUACAGCCAUGUUCAGUCCAAGUGUGGUUCCAAGGACAAUAUUAAGCAUGUCCCUGGAGGUGGGAAUGUGCAGAUCCAGAACAAGAAAGUCGACCUUUCCAAAGUGUCCUCCAAGUGUGGAUCUAAAGCAAAUAUCAAGCAUAAGCCAGGGGGAGGAGAUGUCAAAAUUGAGAACCAGAAGCUGAACUUCAAGGAGAAGGCCCAGGCCAAAGUGGGAUCUCUGGACAACGUGGGACACUCGCCGGCCGGAGGAGCUGUCAAGGCGGAGGGCGGCGCGGAGCCGGCGCAGCUCCCGCCGGCCAACGGAGCGGGGCCGGGGCCGGGCGCGCCGCCCGCGGGCCCCGCGCUGCGGGAGAACGGCGUGGGGCCGGGCCUGGCCGCCCUCAGCAGCGCCGACCAAAGGGAAAUGCAGAGCCUCGACACUCACAUCCAAGAAACAAGCAUCUAAUGAUGACAUUAUGGUAUCGUCUUCCAUUCCCCUCCCGUCCCUUGUCUCCUCCUCUCCCCGUGCCCCCCUGUCCCCUGCCCUUGUGUCGCUGCAGAUUGAGUCUCACAAGCUGACGUUCCGUGCGAAGGCCAAGGCUCGAACGGACCACGGAGCGGAAAUCGUCGUCUCCAAACCCCCCACCCUUUCCAGCAGCACCUGCCCCCGGCGUAGCACCUCCGCCAGCCAGCGACAGCCCGGGCUCCGGCGCCUCCCGUCACCGCUGCCGCCGCCGGCCGCGCCCUCCCAGCAAGGCUUGUGACCCCCGGCCCCGCUCCGCGCCCCGGGGACCCCAGCUUGGCUCUCUUAACCCGGCUCUGGCUUUAGGUGGGAAGGGGACGAUGUUCUUGGGCCGGGCCGCUCCGGAGCGCUCGGCCCCGCCCGGGCUGGGGUCCUCGGCGGCCGGGCCGGGCAGGGCUCCCCUCCCUCCAUCCCUCCAUCCCUCCCUCCAUCCCUCUCCGUGCCCUCCCGCUGGCCCGGGGACUCUCGAGGGUUGCUGCGCCUCGGGGCCGGCCCGGGCCGAGCAGCAGAGCCCAGGCCAGGCCGAGUUAACAGGGAUAAGCUGUGAUCUUUCUUUCUGUCUCUUUUUUUAACCCCUUCCCUUCUCGCCGCUUCAGUUUCUGCCGCCUGUGGGAUGCUGAUAAAUCCCCUCCACACUCGUUAGGCUGUUUUAACUGUUGACUUGAACCUUUUAUUCUUUGUGACGAAGUGUUGAUGAUUUAUGGUGUUCGAACCCGUGCUAAGUUUCCUUUUCUCUUUCCUUCUUUUCCGACCCGUAGGAGAGUAGGGACAUUUAACCGCUGCUGCCGUGCUGGCUUCUUACUGACAUAUCCAGCCGUUGUAACUUCUUUGUUGUUGUUUGGGGUUUUUUCUUUUUAAUAUUUUAAAACGAUGGAGCGAGUUCAUGGGAUUAAGCCAUGUCCGGAACGAAAGGCACGGGAAUGUGUGAAGGGCAAACUUGCUGUGAGAGCUCAGGUGGAGCCUGUGUUGACCUCGAGACGUGUAAUUGAUGUUCGAGAUGUGUAAUUGAUGCUCGAGAUGUGUCCCCGGGCGCCUUCUGCCGAGGUGGUUUAUUUAUUAACGGCACGGCCGAGCCCUGGCAUUUCUCCCGUUUUUCCAGGGCCGAGGCUGGAGGAGCAGCAGGGCCGGGAGUUGCGAGGCUGCAGCAGGUCCGUGGGGGUGUGGGGAGCGUGUGGGGGUGUGUGGUUUUUGGGGUGAUGAUGGGGGACCCGAGCGAGCGCCGGGAUGAGCAGGGCCUGCAGGGGCAGGGAAGGGCAGCGCUCAUCCCGGGGCGGCGGGGCAGGCUUGGUGCCAGGAGUUGCAGCUCUGACUAGGAAGGAGAUCGAACCACUCUUGGAGCUCCUCGUUUCAAAUGACACUAAAGAAACGAAAUGUAAAUAAAUGAAAACAAAAGAAAAGUGUUCUUGGGUGGUCAGACUAAUUUAAAGGAAAAAAAAAAAAAAAAAGGCAAGCAGAAUAACAAAACACUGGGAUCAAAGAGAACUGAACCAGGCGUGUGCUAAGGGGGGCUGCUCCAGGAGGGGACAGAGGGAAGCCUGCAGCUUCUCGUGCUUGUGGGAGUAUUUCUUUGGGAAGCCAACAACGACACGAUAACCCGGAAUCUGUAUUUACACACAAAGAUUCUUAUUGCACUUGUAUUUUUUAUAUUAAAGUUUGCAUGGUUUCUAAUAAAAUGGCAUUAAAAUGUA